UACAGUGCCUGAAAAGUGAAAUGUUUGAUCCUACUCAUGAAUGUUAAGAAAUGCAUAACGGAAGAAGCUUGGCUACAGAAAGCUUAAUAUGCGAACUAUAUGACUGUUUUGAACGGAAUUGACUUGUGUAGACAACAAACAAAACACAGACUAUUGUAAUCUCAGUUUCAACAUGGCUGAAAGGGGUACUGAAGGUUGGGUUAAGUUCUUCCGGGAAGCAGGAAUUCCUGCAGCAAUAGCUGCAGAUUAUGCUAUUACGUUCAAUGAUAAUCGCAUACAGAGGAAUAUGCUGUUGGAUUUGAACAGAGAAAUACUAAAGGAAAUGGGCAUUACGUUGAUAGGAGAUGUCAUUGCAAUAUUGAGACAUGCAAAAACAGUUCAUGACAAGAGAGCACGUGAAAGAAUUUUGGCUGCACAAUCAUCACCACAAAAGUCUGCAUCCCGUGGCCAAAAAGAUGGAACAGAGACAUCAGUAAAGGCAAGGAAACACAACGCAUCAAAAGAAUCAGGAAAACAGCCUCUCUCACUGGCUGCUCAAAAUGAAGUGGUGACUGUGGCCCCCAAAAAACGUAUUGCACCUGUUCAGUCUGAAAUUGCGGUCAGGCAGAAUGAAGAAGAGGAUACCAGCAUGGAGGUGGACGAUGAAAUAAAAGUCAUCACACCGGUUCAACCACCCACAAAGAAGGCACGCAUGGUUCUACCAGAGCAUGAAGGUGGUUACCGCAUCACCAUGCCUGCAGGCACGACACCUCGAAGUCGUGCCAUCCUUUCAAUGGCGAGACAAUCAAACAAGCACCGUGGAACAGUGUUCGACCGCCUGGGAGAAUGUGUUGUGUCGAGCACUACAGGAGGAGGGACUCCUCCGGAAGAACCAGCCGGUGCUGGAACGACAGUCAUUACUGUCACAGGAGUAACUCCCAGUCCGAACAAGGUAGGAAAUUCAGUAUUUUCCCGUCUAGGAGGAAAGAAAGCAGCUGCAUCACCUGUGGCAAAUUCAGCAACACCCAUGCGUGCUAUGAGGUCGAGUGGGCCAGUGUCGGGGCAGCUGCAGUAUGCAGGCAUACUUAAAAAGAAUUCCAAUUCGCCAUCAAGGAAAGGCACUAUUGUAAUAAAACAAAAAAAGACUGGGACCAUGCGAGCAGAUGAGGAAACAGGAACUGCAAAAGAACGAUUGGGACUGAAGGAAGAUGGUCAAAAAGGGAGCACACCUAUUGAACCUGCAGUGGUCAGAAAGAUUCUUUCAACAACAGGAAAGAUGUCUGCGGGAAUACUGAGCAAUCCAGAAAAUGCUACUACUCGGAGCGUGAAAACGAGGUUAGGUGUUACGAUAACUAGUAGACAACCAUUAAAACAGGCUGGCUUUAGACCGCGUAUUACUGGCCCAAGUAGUGAAAGUGGGACACCAGUCAUGAAGAUUGUACCUGGAAUAAGAAAUUCUUUUGGCAGGAGUUUUGUCUCUCGAGGUGGCAGCCAGUGGAGGGGCGGCAGAUUUUCAUCAAGACUGGCAGGGAGGCCCAGUUUUAGGCGCUAGUUCCUCUCGUAUCGAGACUGUAAUAUUCCUUGUAUGCAAAUGAAUCUGUCGAUAAUAAUAGAAUGAUUGUAAUGUUGUAUAAUUCAAAAGAAUGAAGGCUCUUGUCACAUGGAGUGUGGGGCAUUUUAUGGAAGUGAACAAUAACAGGCUGAUUCCAGGAUGUGUGGAGUGAAAAAUUGGAGAUACAGCCCACUCUGUCAGAUAAAAGUAUACUUGUUAAGCUCUGUAUUACUAUUAUUACAGUAACUAUUUUUCUAAAGAUCUGUUAAUGUAUGCAUGAUUAUUGAUAAAGGAUACAAUGUCCUAUUCAUUUCAGUACCCUUUUGCAAAUAUAAUGGCAUGUUAACAGGAAAUCAAAAAGAAUGCCAACAAAAUUUACUUUUAUGUGGUAAGAUGUGCAGUUGAAAUUUUUGUGGACCACCAUCUGCUGUUUAAUUUUUAUUCUACUUCUUCUUCUUUGCUGCUUUUAAGUGCAUAACAGUUUGACAAAUGUAUGUAUUGAAUUUAAGAUUGUGUGGCAUCAUCUACUCAUAAGUAGAAAAAAUGAGACAUGUUUAAUAUGGUUUGCUUCUCCUUUUCCUUCAGAAAAUUAAAGCAGUCUAAGUUAAGAAAAUUAAUCCCCUAAAGCAUCUGAAAGUCUCUUGUUGUAUUUCAAACCAUGUUAAGGAUAGCUCUAAACUGCUCUACUUACCAAACUAACAUGCUACAAUAUCUGUAACAUAAUUUGAAUUGUAUGUUUCAUUAGCAAAUCCUAAUCAUGUAUUUGUAUAUACUUUAGUCUGAAUUGCUUGUGUGCAGAAUAUUGCCAUUUGUGUUUCAUUUGUGUAUACUUUAGUCUGAAUUGCUUGUGUGCAGAAUAUUGUCUUUGUCAUUUACAGUCUGUCCUAGUUUUCUGGGACACAAUUGAAAAUAGAAUCCUGAAAAUUUUUUUGCCUAAUGAUGUGAAAUUAGAUCUGAUUUGUAGUCAGUGAUGAUACUCCAGAAACUAUUAUACCUUGUUUCACAAGUAAAAUGUCUGUCUUAUAUAAUGCUAUUCAUUCGUAGUAUACUGAAAUUGCUUACAAAUUUUUGGUAACUUAGGGGGUGGUUUAUUGCAGGUAAAGGCUUUGUCAUAAUUUCACAAGUACAUCUUAGUUUUCUUUCCUUGAAUGUAAAGGAAUUAAAAUGUGUAUGUAAUUUGUCAGCUAUUAUAUAUACGUAUCAUAUUUCUGUUUUUAUUUAUAAUGAUUUCAGUUACUUAUUAUGUUCAUUGUUCCAUCUUUUUAGUGUUUACCUGCUACCUUUUUUUGUAUUUAUUAUGUGUUUUCUCAGAACCAGAGCAUCUGCUUGUUUUUCACAAAGGUAAUUAUGUUAUACAGAUUUGUAAACUGUUUCAGAUGUUUGUAAUUUUUAUUUGAAGUGGGUGAGAAUUUCAUUGGAAUUGUUAAUAAUAAUAAUUUAGUCCUUGAAUUACAGUUUUCUUUUAUUCUCAAUGUUUUUGUUCCAAAUGUCAUAUGUGCUCUUGUAUGAUGGACUGAGUUAAAAGUAUUUGCUUACAAAUUUAAUUUUUAUAAAAAUUGCAUAAAUGGACUUGAGAUGUUGUGUAUCGGGAGUGCAUCAAACAGUUUUUCUUGCAUUGUUAUUCAGUAUACUAUUAAAUAUCUUUAUACUUCAGUGCAGUGCCAAUAUUUAAUUGGUAAAAGUGUAACAAUCUAAUAACACAAAGUAUCACAAAUCAUGCAGAAAAUGGUAUGCAACUUG
This is a messenger RNA of Schistocerca nitens (vagrant locust), 3271 nucleotides long. RefSeq lists its product as uncharacterized. Gene Ontology annotation, cellular component: nucleus. The transcript has 10 exons. The coding region runs from base 173 to 1531 and encodes 452 amino acids. Lineage: Eukaryota; Metazoa; Arthropoda; Insecta; Orthoptera; Acrididae. The record is from RefSeq and is a predicted model, not a curated record.